CGGAUCCUGCGACCAUCAGCAGACUGGAGCUCAGACCAGUCCCGAGGUGUCGCUGAACAACUUUGCUCCUCUCACGUUAACUGGGAGACGACUGGAGCAGCAGAACAGCGGAUACUUCAUACCUGCAACAAGGCGACUGAUGCCGCUGCUGACAGAGGGAUUUACUAGAGAGCAGCUCAGAUGUGACCCCCCCACCCCCUCUGUGAUAUCAGUUCACCAACCUGCAUUUUGCUUGUUAGAAUAAGUUUUCUGUCUCUGGGAAGCUCCAAAUUCCUUUGUGGUCAAGAUGACCUCUCUCUCUAUUGGCUGCCUCAGUGGAAACUCUGACACAAUGCACCCCGGAUUUUUAAGCUGCCAAGCCACAACCUGUGUGGACUGAGGUUCACUAAAAAGGAUCAGAAACUUGGAGGAAGAACAAUCGCAGGCUACAGCUUUUAUAAUUGCUUUGUAAUGUGUAUUUAUAAUAAUGUGCAGAUAGAUGUUUAUGAUUAAUUAGUUUCCGAACCAUCGAAGCAACACUUGAUAUAAAGUGCAACCAGGAAACAACAGCCGUACCCUUCAAAAUUAACUUUUCAACUGCCACAUUCAAACAUGGCUGCCACCAUGGAAGUGGCAGAUAUCGUUGUUGUGGCAAUCUACUUCAUCCUGGUGCUGGCGAUUGGCUUCCUGGCCAUGAGGAAAUCCAACCACAACACGGUGAACGGCUACUUCCUCGCCGGGCGCUCCAUGAACUGGGCAGCUAUCGGAGCUUCCCUGUUUGUCAGCAACAUAGGAAGUGAGCACUUCAUUGGACUUGCUGGAUCCGGUGCGACUAGCGGGUUGAGCGUUGCUGCAUGGGAGUUAAAUGCCCUGUUAUUGCUCCAAUUGUUAGGCUGGCUGUUCAUCCCUGUCUAUAUUCAGUCGGGGGUUUUCACCAUGCCAGAGUAUCUGUCCAAACGCUACGGAGGGAGGCGACUGAAGGUGUAUUUUGCAGCUUUGUCUCUCAUCCUCUACAUCUUCACCAAGCUGUCCGUGGACCUCUAUGCCGGAGCCUUGUUUAUCCAGGAAUCACUGGGGUGGAACCUCUACUUGUCAAUCAUCCUGCUCAUCACCAUGACCGCCGUGCUGACAGUCACUGGAGGUUUGGUCGCCGUCAUCUACACGGAUACAGUCCAGGCUUUCCUCAUGAUCACCGGAGCUCUGUGUCUCACCGGCAUCAGCCUCGUCAAAGUGGGAGGACUUGAAGGGGUAUGGACCAAGUACAUGCAGGCGUCGCCAAACAUCACAGCCAUCCUGCUGUCUUCACCCAAUCUGACGUAUUCGGAAUCCUGCCACCACCACCUCAGCCCAAAACCAAAUGCGUUGAGGAUCCUUCGAGGACCAAGGGACCCAGAUCUGCCUUGGCCUGGGUUUUUGCUGGGCCAGACUCCUGCCUCCCUCUGGUACUGGUGUACAGAUCAAGUGGUUGUACAGCGGGUUCUGGCAGCCAAGAACAUCGCCCACGCCAAAGGUUCGACCAUCUUUGCCGGCUUCCUGAAAAUCCUGCCGAUGUUCGUCAUAGUCAUCCCAGGGAUGAUUUCCAGGAUCUUCUUUGCUGAUGAGUUGGCGUGUAUCAGUCCAGAGCACUGCUUGGAAGUGUGCGGCUCUGAGGCUGGCUGUAGCAACGUGGCUUACCCGCGGCUCGUCAUGUCGGUGAUGCCCGUCGGCCUCCGCGGCCUGAUGAUGGCUGUCAUGAUCGCGGCUCUGAUGAGCGACUUGGACUCCAUCUUCAACUCAGCGAGCACCAUAUUCACGCUGGAUAUCUACAAGAUGCUGCGGAAGAAGGCGUCAUCGAGGGAGCUGGUGAUGGUUGGAAGACUGUUUGUGGUGGCCAUGGUGAUCAUCAGCAUUGCGUGGGUACCCGUCAUCAUCGAAAUGCAGGGAGGCCAGAUGUUCUAUUACAUCCAAGAAGUAACAGAUUACCUGACCCCACCUGUAGCUGCUCUCUUCCUGCUCGGAGUCCUGUGGCGUCGCUGCAACGAGACGGGGGCCUUCUGGGGGGGGGUGGUGGGGUUCACCAUCGGAGCGCUGCGCCUGGUGCUCGCACUUGUUUACCGCGAGCCCCUCUGUGACCAGCCUGACGAGCGGCCGUCCUUCAUCAAAGACGUCCACUUCAUGUAUGUAGCGGUCCUCUUGUUUUGGGGGUCAGCUCUAGUGGCUGUUGUUGUGAGUCUCUGCACCGCUCCACCCACACAGGAACAAAUCAGAACAACCACUCUGUGGGGGUUGAACAAGAGAAAGAAGCUAAAACAGCAAGAAAAAGAAAAGGCUGAAGAAGAAAUCCAUGCUUUGAAGCCUCUUUACCUCAAUGGAGAUAGUGUUCUUGGUAAAGAAAAGUGCACAGACAACCUUAACGAGCACAAUGGCUUUGAAACCAAUCAUGUAAAUGCUGAAUCACCUACUGUCACUGCUACUUACAUAGAAACCCACCAUCCAAUCCAGAAUGGUUGCUAUACAGUGGUUACUGAACCCAAAAUGGCAGAAGGAGAUGGAAGAGGAGGGAGGGAUGAGGAGGAGGUGGAAGAGGGGGAUUGCUUUGAAGCAGGAGGAGCAGAGCCUGGGAGGUGGAUGAGGGUUUUAGAGUGUGUGUGUUGCUUCAAGGAGAAUGGAUCUGGAGAUCAAGUCGUUUCAGCUGAGGAACAGGAGAGGCUGGUGGAUGAGCUUCUCCAUGAACCUCGGCGAACCAGAAUCAUCCUGAACAUAGGGAUGGUGGCUAUUUGCUCUGUGGCCAUUUUCUUGUUUAUCUAUUUCUCCUUAUAGGCUCCAUUAACUCCGAUCCGUGGGCCUGGGUAAUGAAAUACUUUCACACAUUAGCAAAAGCCCCAGGAAAGCUUGAGCGCCCCACAUUCUCCUGUGAUUUAUCAUGUGCUUCAUCAACAUUAGUAAACACACUAUCAAGCCUGUGCUUGGCCAAACGAUACGUGUGUCUUCCAAGCAGUGCAAGGCAACUGCUGAGGUAGAGGUAACCUAAGGGGCUUGGGUAUAUGUCAGGUGCUUUGCUUUCUGGCUGCUGCUCAGCCAGUGAUGUUGGUGCUCGGCCUGCUUUCUCAGCCUAACAACUAAUGCUAAUAACCUCCAAUAGUUCUGGCUACGUUUGACAGUUUUGUGCAGGGGAUUACUGACCAAAUUUUGGAUUUCAAACCUCUCUUGAUUGGACGUGGAAUGAAACCACAGUGCUGUUUCCUCACGUUAGAAUGUAAAUGCUGUCGUUGCGGGUAGUGUGCACUAUCCUAAGCACAGAUUGGGAUGCAUGGAUGGUUUUAUGUGUAAUUUUUCUCGAGACAGGGAUAAAUAUAUUUUUGGUAAAUGUGACUCACUGCAUUUGGAACAGUUAAAAUUCCAAAUGAAUUUAUGAUUAACUGUGACUUAGUAUAUUCUUCUGUUGUAUACAGAUAUAAUUACAUGCUCUCGGAUUUGUCCCCAUUGGGAUGUUUCACGUUAAGGAAAUAAGCUCAUCAUAUUGUGUUUUAUUUUUAUAAGUUUUUCAUGUUUUGUAUUUGAAAGAGCAGUAAUUUUCAACUGGACAUCAACUAUUGGAGAUGUUACCUUUUUAUUAUAGCCAAUGAAUGAUGUGUUCUACAUGUGUUGGUGUUCAAACUGAUGAAAGGUGAUUCAGUGUUUCCUGAGCUGCACAUAAUCAGCAUAUAAUGUGAUCUUGUCAUGUAUUUUCUACUCUUUGUAUAACUCGAGCACUGCCUUCCACUCAAAUAGUUUUUAUGAAUUCAAAGGUGAAUUCUGAUGUUAUUUUGUAAGAAAUGUUUUUAAGCUGUGGAAAUGAAACAACCUAUUAAAUCACCUCAGUGGUGGUUCAGAAUCAAGUUUAGGAAAAGACAGGCCGAGGAUAUACACUACAAAAAGUCAGAUAAUAAUAAAUUCUAUGCAAUUGAAAUCGACGGUAAUUUCUGAAUGUGGCGGUUGGGGAUUUGCUCAGGAAUAAUCUGAGGUGCCAGUUCACAUGUGUCUUCAUGCAUUUGUUGGUAGAGUUUUUACACCUUCCAUUUUGCACAAUUUAAAAAUAAAAGGUUGGAACUAC
Molecule: messenger RNA, 4051 nt
Organism: Pleuronectes platessa (European plaice)
Lineage: Eukaryota; Metazoa; Chordata; Actinopteri; Pleuronectiformes; Pleuronectidae
Product: sodium/myo-inositol cotransporter
Exons: 6
Coding region: 592-2778 (728 amino acids)
Biological process (GO): transmembrane transport; inositol metabolic process; myo-inositol transport
Cellular component (GO): plasma membrane
Molecular function (GO): D-glucose:sodium symporter activity
Source: RefSeq, a predicted model, not a curated record